Phycodurus eques (leafy seadragon) is the source of this 3999-nucleotide messenger RNA. RefSeq names its product immunoglobulin superfamily member 3-like. The transcript is spliced from 10 exons. NCBI's taxonomy places the organism in Eukaryota, Metazoa, Chordata, Actinopteri, Syngnathiformes, Syngnathidae. The coding region runs from base 66 to 3455 and encodes 1129 amino acids. The record is from RefSeq and is a predicted model, not a curated record.
CAUGUGAAAACACACACAUCCACACAAUAUGUUCACUAAGGACACAGUGAAGAAGGGGAUUCAGGAUGCUGCGCCUCCUUUUAAACUUAUGGACACCUCGUUUGCUCCUGUGCAUGGCGACACUUUGGCACCUUGGAAAGGCCAGAGUGCUAACCGAGAUCCAGGCCGGGCCUCUGUAUCGUGUGGCGGGCUCCCGGCUCUCCAUCUCCUGCAACGUGAGCGGCUUCACCGAUGUCGCAUCCAGGAAGGAAUUUGAAUUCCGUGUCACCAAGCCUGCAAAGCCAAUUGCCCUGAACAUCAUCAGCACUAACGACAUGAGCUUUGGUUACGCUGUGUACCGCAUGAGAGGCAAAGAUAUCGCAUUGACCCACGUGUCGCCCAACUCCAUCCUCUUUGAGAUACAAAGUCUUCAGAAAGAUGAUGAAGGGGAGUACGACUGUGCUGUAAUCAACGAGGAAUACAUUUAUGCUGGAACCUACAGUGUAAAAACCACCGUUAAAGUGAUUGACGACACCUUGAGUGUUUCAUCAGCUGUCUCCACCUCGCUGCGUUAUAACGAGGGUGAAGCACUCACUUUAACGUGCCAAGCUUCCAGCAACACCAUCCAGCACACCCAUCUGUCUGUAGCCUGGUAUCUCCGUAAAGAGGGCGACAACGACGGCGAUGCACACCUCAUCAUGUCCCUGGACAGGGAAUUCACGUUAAGCCCUGGCCCGGUAUUUCAAGGGCGCUACCAAGCUGGUCUUAUAAGAUUGGAUAAAAUUGGAGAGGCCACGUACAGGCUGACGAUGGAUCGGUUGGAGCCGUCGGAUGCGGGCCGGAUCUACUGUCAGGCUCAAGAGUGGAUUGAGGAUCCCGACCUCUCCUGGUACUCGCUUACGCAGAAGACUGCAGAGGAGACCAGGCUGGAUGUCAAAGGCAGAGAGCUGGUGCCAGACACGGUCUCUGUGGUGGUGAGACUGUCGGCGCAGCAGACAACUCUGCAGGAGGGGCAGGAACUGCUGCUAAAAUGCAGUGUUGACACACACAAGCUGGAGGAAACGUUUUUCUCUGUAGCUUGGCUUCGGGCUGGUGUCGAGUUGGCCCGAAUAGGCCCCACGGGCGUUGUGUCCGUGAGACCUGAGUACAGUCGGCGAGAGAAGCAAGGAGAGCUCAGGGCCAGCAGGAUCGGGGACAGAGAUUACCGUCUUGUAUUGCAGUCUGUCAGCACUGAAGACCAGGGAGGGUACAUGUGCAGAUUGUGGUCCCAAGAAAGAGGACAGCAUGGUGCCUUUGUGCAAGGCGAACCCCAAGACUCCAACUCCAUACCAGUUAGCAUUUCCGCUACAGCCAGUGGACUCUCAGUUGAAAUGCAAAACACCGUGCAUGUCAACGAAGGUGACACGUUAAAGCUAACUUGCAAAGUGCACGGGUUCAAGGGUCAGCUCUCCGUCACCUGGCAGCACCAAGUAGCGCAGAUGUCCACAUUCACCAACAUCAUCGGUCUAAGUCAGGAGGGUGUCGCGGAGACGGCCGCUGUUGAGGUCUCGAAUCUAGUCAGAGCUAUGCGUCCUGCGGAGGACGUCUUCGUCAUGGAGCUCGACGAGAUCACGCUGGACGAUUCGGGUGUGUACCAGUGUGUGGUGUCUGAAUGGAACAGUCGCAGUAAGACCAACAGCCAGUCAGGGCAGACCACGCUGACGGUGGCUCCUACGGAUUCUUUUGUGGACGUGAAUCUGAUAAGCCGCAAGAACGUUGCAACUGUAGGAGACAAUGUGGAAUUGAUGUGCCGUGUCAAAGGGCCGCGUGUCGCCAUAACGCUGACCUGGAGCCUGCAGCGCAGUGCCUCGGCCAUAGACAACAUCCUGACCAUGUACUCCGACGGUGCCGUCAGCUGGUCUGGAGAGCAGCAACGCUUCCACCUUAGGGUUGACAACAACCCCAGCGAGAGGAUUUACUACCUUCUCAUCAAUGGUGCCAGCCACAGGGAGGCAGGGAGCUACCAGUGUCGGGUGUCCGUCUUUCAGAAGAACGUGUACAAGAAGCUGUUGCCAUCCAACCCGCUAGCAGUCAUGGUGCAGAACCCAGUGAGUGACCUCAUUCUGACACCCACUCCUGCCUUGACAAGAGAUGUCAACAGUGACAUCACCAUCAAAUGCUCAAUAACUUCAUCUCGCUCUGGAUCUUCUCGCUACGGCGUCACCUGGAUUCUCCAGCAACAGACCCUAAAUGUGACCAUCUUAAGUCGGGAUCGAGACUCCUCAAUAACAUCGAGUGUGGAUCACAGCCAGCGGAUCAGCAUGCGGCACACUAAGGGUCCUCAUUUUGAGCUGACCAUCCGGGAUUCUCAGACUUCUGACCAAGGUUUCUACGUGUGUAAGGUAGUAGAGUGGCUGCAGGAUCCUCGUGGUGAAUGGUAUCAUCUGCCACCUGUCUCUGGAAGCACUCAGCUGACACUCACUGAGCCUGCCAAUGAUCUUCGUUUGGAUGACAAAGAGGAGCAGAUCAUUGCGAAGGAAGGAGACGAGGUGCAACUCAAGUGUGAGCUCAUCUCAGGUGCAUGCGGUGAUUCCUGUUUCUACAAAGUCAUCUGGUUCCACACCAGGCGUGGAUCUUCCGAUGUGAAUGCCUCAUUAUUGGAGCUCGAUCAUAUGGGCGUCCUGAGUUAUCCGGAGACUAAAGGUCUUCACGGCCUGCAGGGGAGGCUCCGUCUCCCCAGACCCAAUCGGCGCAGCUUUGGCCUUGAAAUUCAGCGGCUCCACGAGCAGGAUAGCGGGACAUACUGGUGUCAGGUGGAGCGGUACCAGCUUGGGAAUGAAGGCCGCUGGGAGCAGAAGGGUUCAGUUGAUGGUGGUGCCGUCAUGUUGGUUGUAAAUCUUACAGACAACAUUCUGUCGAUCAUAAAGGAGGAGUUGGAAUUUAAUGUAAGCACAUCGCAGGAUUUCACCAUCCAUUGUCACAUCACCAAACAAUCCAGCCUUGAAUCCAAGUUCCAGGUCACCUGGUUUUGGCAGGAGAAGAAAGAGACAAAACGACAACCUGUAUUUAUAUCGUACCGAAACGCCACCUUACAAAACUUUUGGUUGGAGAGACGGGAGCGGCUGAGGUUUGGUCACGCUUUGGCCAACCAAUUUAGCCUAAAUGUGAUGAAGCCCACUCUUUCAGAGCGCGGGCUUUAUUCCUGCGAGGUGGAAGAGUGGCUCCCUUCUCUAUCCCACGGAUGGAGGAGAGCAGCAGUCGAGCGUUCGGGAUAUUCGGCUGUCAGCGUCUAUUCACAAGGAGAGAGUGAAGGUCGCACGGGAUGUCGUUCGGGCAUGUGGAUCGGCCUCCCUGUUGCUGUUGUGCUCUGCUCACUGCUGAUCAUAUUUGUGCUGGUGCUCAAGAUGCGUCAGGCCAAGACGACCGAAAAGAAGCCAGGUCAGUCUCUGUGGACGGAACAGUAUCAUCUGACGACGCAAUUCAGAGCAAACGACUGAGAGGUCGCCUGGCGAGAAAUGCAACAAAUGUACCGUAAUAUCAUAAUUGUAUAGCACCUUUCAUGUAAAAUGAAUGGCACAUGUAGGACAAAAUGACAAGUGGACACAUAAGAUUGAUCGAUAAUGUUCCCCUCCAGUUCUGUACGUGUUCAUUGAAAAAGUAUGGGCCAACUUGCCGCACAUCAAGCUGUCUGUAUAGAUUCACACUCAUCCAGAUCUUGGCCAUUUGAAUUGGAUUUUGAAUUUAAUUUGUUGAAAACGAGAAACUGGACUUUUCUCCUUUGUUGAAGACAGUUUCACCUUGAAUCCAAAAAGCUUCUUCAGUUCUACAUUUUAGCUUUGAGCAAGCUUCUUUUUUUUUUCUUUUUUUCACUGCCGUGCCACUUGCUGGAUGGAGAGGAUAACUGUGUCACUUGGCCCCAAUACAAGUGGACUGUAAUGAUAAAAAAGGGAAAAUGAAUAUCCAGAUUGUCACCAGAAUACAAUCGUGGCCCAUCCACCAAUCCGAUACUAAUCCAUUAAAAGAAAUGUGUGUGAAAUGGAA